This is a messenger RNA of Clonostachys byssicola, 1404 nucleotides long. The record is from the annotation of a GenBank genome assembly. Lineage: Eukaryota; Fungi; Ascomycota; Sordariomycetes; Hypocreales; Bionectriaceae.
AUGGCUGCCGACCCUCGAAUCACCACUCUGGUCCAAUGGGCUUCGAGCCACGGGGCCGUCCUGAACAACCACCUCGAGGUCCAUGACGACCCCGUCACGGGCUUCUCGUUCCGCGUCAAGGACGGCCACGCCCUCCCCGCCUGGGAGACGGUCGUGAGCCUGCCGACGUCCCUGUCACUCUCAUACCUCAAUGCCGUCUCGCAGGGCUGCUUCCACCCGGAGCUCGUCUCCAGGACGCCGCCGCACGUCGUGGGCCGCCUGUUCCUCGUCAGGGAGUACCUCCGCGGCAGGGACUCGUUCUGGUGGCCGUACAUCCAGGCGCUGCCGCGGCCAGAAGAGAAGGCGAGCUGGGCGCUGGCGCCCUUCUGGCCCGAGGACGAGGCGGAAUUGCUGGAGGGGACGAACGUCGAGGUUGGGCUGGAGAAGAUCCGGCGCGACGUGAAGAGGGAGUACGAGGACGUCACGGCCCUGCUGAAGCUGCACCACGCCGACAAGGAGGGGGACUUUGUCCGCGCUGUGACUGUGCAGCUGUACCAGUGGGCGUACUGCAUCUUCUCGAGCCGGAGCUUCAGGCCCAGCCUCGUGCUCUCCCAAGCGGCGACCGAGACCCUACCCGCGGGCGUCAAGAUGGACGACUUCUCCGUCCUGCUGCCGCUCUUCGACAUUGGGAACCACGACAUGACGGUCGAGGCGCGCUGGGAGCUCAGGCAGGGCGGCGGCAAGGACGCCUGUGAGCUGAGGGUGGGGAGGGAACACGGGGCGGGCGAGCAGGUGUUCAACAACUACAGCAUGAAGACCAACGCGGAGCUGCUGCUGGGGUACGGGUUCAUGGUCCCCGCGACGGAGGGCUUGCACAACGACUACACGCACGUGCGGAAGAGGACGGCAGCGCCCGCGACCUCGGGAGUCACUGCGGACCCGGGGGAGUACUACAUCUCGCGGCGGCCCAUGGACGACCCGAGCUCGCUGCUCGGGCGGAAUAGGCAGGCUCUCGUGGUCGAGCUGCCGGCGGGGAGGCCCAUGCUGGGGGCUUUCCGGCAUGUGCAGCCGGACAUGGUGUGGGAUAUCUUUUGCACGCUGGCGGAGAGCCAGGGGACGUCUGCCGCGGAGCUGAUUUCGACGGAGGAGGGGGUGGUGGAAGGGGAGCAGCAGCGGGAGAGGCAGCGGAAGCUGUUCAGCGGCGCGGUGGAUGAGGAAUGCGGGCCGUUCCUGGAGCAGACGGUGGCCAUCAUCCAGCACAAGAUGCUGCAGGAGCUGGAGCGCCUCGAGGAGACCGAGGUGGAGAUCGUGGGAGGGGACGAGGACGAGCUGAGUGGGAACCAGAAGCUGGCCCUGGAGUAUAGGAGGCGUUGCCGUGCUGUUCUGGAGAACGCCCUGGAGGCCAUGGAGACUGAUAUAGAGUAA